AUGAUGACUCGUCGGCAAUCUCGUGCUGCCCCUACCGUACCUCCUGCACCACGCCCACAGAAGCAUGCUGCCCCGACCACGCGAGAAUCUCACAAAGCAAAGAGGUCAAAAUCAGCUACCCGGGCAACAGUUUCUAAUACGCACAGCCGUCCACCCGCCUCGGAACAUCCCUCCCAAUUGGUCACUGUUCCAAUUGCCGGCAACGACGCAGCCCCUGCCCCGGUGGACAUCGCUGCCAUAGUCUCAGAAGCUGUGCUAGGAGGACUUCAAGCAGCCGGCAUACUCCCUCAAGCUCAGAAGGAGACAGAUGGUUCGAACGCCACUCCGGCUGCUGCUGUACAGGGGUCAGUAGCGGCCGUAAUCCAGGACAUUACCGGUGAGAGACCUCCUCCUACGAACCCGUCGACUAUAAGUACCAGCCCGCUAUCAAUAAAUAGCAUAGCUCAGUCUAAUGACCGGCCCCAGCUGAUUCAUCAACAAAUCGCUGUAGCUCUCGCCUCCAGGGUGUCUGAUAAAAUUCAAUACAAAAUUUGGGCAAACGAGUAUAUUGAUUUAGGGACCCUAUUGCAAAUAGCAUCCCAAAACCAGUCACAGUACAAUUUUGUUGUUCAAACGCAACACUCUUCAGAUCGGCCGGUCAUUACCCUCGAGCCAGCACAGAAACCUAAGAGAAUUGCCAAUAUAGACCAAUGGAUAUCAGCCUUUCAAACAUUUGUAGCUAUUUAUACCGUCCGAUCACCGACCGACGCCCCAGCUUUAAUGAAAUAUUCCGAGACAGUGCGGGACCUAGCGGCUAAGAACGCCCAUUGGCGUUAUUACGAUGAAAACUUUCGCUUUUUGAGGCAAAAAACUCUUUUCCCCUGGGACCAGAUCCAUUGGAGUCUGUGGUUGCAGGCGCACCACAUGCAAAAGUCCCCUACGGUAGUUUCCUCGGACUCACGCAACAGGCCUACAAGGUCGCCCUUUCCGUCCGGCUUUUGCUGGAGAUUUCACAGAGGGGAAAAGUGUUCCGGCUGUAACUUUAAACACGAAUGCUUUCAAUGUGGAUCUCAUCAUCCAGCCAACCAA
Molecule: messenger RNA, 1068 nt
Organism: Porites lobata
Lineage: Eukaryota; Metazoa; Cnidaria; Anthozoa; Scleractinia; Poritidae
Source: the annotation of a GenBank genome assembly